Molecule: messenger RNA, 1395 nt
Organism: Symbiodinium sp. CCMP2592
Lineage: Eukaryota; Dinophyceae; Suessiales; Symbiodiniaceae
Source: the annotation of a GenBank genome assembly
AUGGCCUCCGUUGCGGCCGCCUUUGCCUUCACUGGGGUUCUGGGCGUUUCCUUCCGCCGGGCCCGCCGCCGGGCCUCCGCCGCAGCGGCCCGGAGCAAGAAAGACGCGCAACUGGAGUCGACCGAUGACAUCCGGAAUGCCGACCAGGAGGAUCUUUUUUCGGAGAAGAACCUCGAGGAGGCCCUUCAAGAGCCGAUGAAGAACCGGAUCUUGGCUUUGAGGAUCAUCUUCGGUGUUGGAGUCGCUUUCGGGGCCUUCCAAGCUCCCUGGCAAGCUCUGCCAGUUCUGAUCGACCGGAAGAUUGCCGCGGACCCUGCCUUGCCGUUGAGCGAAAGUCAGUUGAAAAUCAGUGAGACCUUCGUUUUCGUUGGUUGGCUUCUUGGUGCAGUCGCACUGCAUCCCUUGAUGCAAAGGCUCGAUCUGAAGCAGGUGCUAGUCCUGCUUGGUGUUACUAUGCUGUUUCUCACCGUGGCCUCGAUUACGGGCCCGUACGUCAGCAUGCUCAGCAUGACCUUGCUCUGCACAGUGAGGCUGCUUCACGGCAUGUGCCUGAAUAUCCAAGGUGUCCAGUACAUGUACAUGCAAAACUGCUUCCCAGGGUAUGGAAGCCAGCUCUGUGCUAUGGUGAACACGCUCUAUGCCGUUGUCGCUGUGUUGAUGGCCAUGAGCUGUGGGACUUUGACUCUGCAUUGGGACUGGCGGCCCGAGGCCUUGAUCUGGUUCGGCCUCCCGAUGCUUCUCGGCCUUCUCGUCGCCUUCCCAGAUCUGCUCAAAGUCAUUUGCUCUCUUCCCCGCGCCCUGCAAGCAAGAAGCCCUACACACAGCGCACACAGCUCUGGCUUGGAGGAGGCUCAAACCAUGAGCCGCUCCAUGUACCAAGAUUUGUGUCACCUAGCACUUUGCUUCGCUUGCACAGUCUUCCCUUACUACGGCUUGAGCUACUCCCCAGACUCCCUCUCCACAAAUCCUUUUCUCAGCGCCUGGCUCAUCAACGCCUCCGACAUACUUGCAUGUGUGCUGUCCAGCCGCGCCGGGGCCUUUGGCCGAAACCGAGCACAGAUUUGGGGCUUCAUCGUGGCCGGUGUGAGCCUGAUUGCUUGUGCUGUGGGCACCGUCGACAGCGCUUUUGUGAUCUCCAUGGCGAUCCUGGCGCGGGUGGCCUUAUCCGUAGCGUUUGUGACCAUCUACGUCGCCUUGGCAGAGAUCUUCCCGCCAUGGUGUCAGAAGACAGCCCUGCCUACGUGUGAGAUCAUGGCCCGGGUUGGCGGCUGCUUCUCACCAUCAAUUGGGGCUCUGCCAGUGCAUCUUAGCCUGCCGCUUUUUGGGUUAGCAUGCUUGCUGGCUGCGAGGGCAUCCGCAAAGUUGCCAGACAAGUAUGCUCCAAAAGAGUUUUGA